AGUCUCUUCUUAGCCAUCCCCCUGUACUUUGAUUAUUGUGAAAAUGACAUUCCCGAGAGAAGAAAUAGCAGAGCUAUCAGCUAACAAUCAGAAGAGUAGAUCAGAAGCAGAUAACAAUGAUUAUGGGGACACUGGGGAUGAUGAUUCAAAAGUGUGGCUUACCUUGGGGGUCGGCAGAAAUGAUGCUCUGAUGGCUGGAAACAAGGAGUCUCAACCAGAAUCUGCUUCCAACAAGGUCUUCUCAUGCAACUUCUGCAUGAGGAAAUUCUUUAGUUCCCAAGCACUGGGUGGCCACCAGAAUGCACACAAAAGGGAGAGAGGAGCAGUUAAAAGGUACCAAUCUCAGAGGAUGAUGGGAAUCAUGGGUUUGCCCCCAUGUAAUCCAUCUGUCCGAUCACUGGGAUUUCGGCCUCACUCACUUGUGCACAAACCAUUUAGAGAAGCUCCAACUAUGAUGGCUCGAUUCAGUGAUGCUAGCAAUGGGUUUGGUUUGCCCUGGACAUCAGUGGUCCCUGAAGAAGCAACAAAUUUAAUAUGGCCAGGAAGUUUUCGCAUGAACUCUCAACCGCCCUACUGCAAACAACCAUCAGACUACCCUCAACUCGACCUGGAUCUCCGACUUUGA
Vitis vinifera (wine grape) is the source of this 625-nucleotide messenger RNA. Its product is annotated as zinc finger protein 4. The coding region runs from base 44 to 625 and encodes 193 amino acids. The transcript has a single exon. Lineage: Eukaryota; Viridiplantae; Streptophyta; Magnoliopsida; Vitales; Vitaceae. The record is from RefSeq and is a predicted model, not a curated record.